Messenger RNA from Daldinia loculata, 2015 nucleotides. RefSeq lists its product as uncharacterized. Bases 108 to 1712 code for a protein of 534 amino acids. The record is from RefSeq and is a predicted model, not a curated record. Lineage: Eukaryota; Fungi; Ascomycota; Sordariomycetes; Xylariales; Hypoxylaceae. The transcript has 2 exons.
CCUUAAUGACUUCCUCCCGUUUUUGUCACAUUUCACUUCAAUUCUCGGAACUACGGCAAAGUUAGCAGUUACCCCAGCUCUCUUCAUGACCAACGAUUAUAUUUACGAUGCUGCCGGGACUAACGAACCGGAUUACCCCUUUUAGGAGGUCAGCAUGUAAGCGCCUCAAUGCUACCUCGACACGCGCUGGGCUGGUUUGGCCCCCACAACAGCGAUCGUUCUCCACAACAAUGGCUAUGAGGUACCAGAUUGGCCCGGAGCCAGAGGCAAGACAGUCAUUGUUCUCUAAAAUGGGCGAAGCUGCAGCUACAACUUUUGCUUCUGUCGUAGUUCUAGGCCUUGGCUUCGCCGGCGCUGGUUACGCUUAUCACCAGUCGUAUAAGUGGUUACAGCUCCAGAAGAUUCACCACGCGUUUGAGCCAGGAGCCGAGCCAAUUCUGGCAUUGGCAGGGAAAAAUGUACCAGCACCACCUAAUUGGGUUAUCCGAGAAGAGCAGACUAGAAUAGACGAUAUUGUUUCGGCAACUGAGACGGGUCAUUAUUACCUGUUGAUGGGCGAUAAAGGAUGCGGGAAAAGCAGCAUGCUGAUCGAAGCUAUGAGGAAAGUGGAUGGAGAUGGUUGUGCCAUGCUCGAAGCAUCUAAUAGCGUCGAAGUCUUCCGUAUAAGACUGGGAAAGGCAAUCGACUACGAGUAUCACGAGGAUUACAUCGGAGGUUACUUCAGCGAACGUGGUCCUAGAGAAUCCACGGCGUUGCUCGACAUAGAGAGGGCGAUGAAUAAGUUAGAGAAAGUGGCGCUGAUACAUCGGGCGAAGAAGAAUAAGCCCCUGGUCCUCAUCAUUAAUCAGACCCAUCUAAUUCGAGACGACGACGAAGGCAAAGAUUUAUUAGAACUACUUCAGCACCGGGCAGAGGCCUGGUGUGCUUCAAACCUAGUUUCGGUCGUCUUCACAACUGAUGAUUAUUGGAUUUAUGAGCGACUAAAAAGACGUGCUACGGAGCGAAUGGUGGUUAUGCCAAUUAACGAUCUGCUGAAGCCCCAAGCGAUAAUGGCACUGCAAAAAUACCGACACCGUUACUUUGGGGAAGAUGUGGAUAUAUCUAUCCUCGAGGAGAUCUAUGAUAAAGUCGGGGGUCGGCUCUCCUUUCUAAACCGCGUAGCUAAGUCACGCGAUAUGCUUAGUACAUGUGAUCGCAUUAAGGAGAUCGAAAAGACAUGGUUUCUAAAUUCUUGCGCCAUAUUGGGAUCCGAAAUGGAUGAUGACGUAAUGGAUCAACAAAAAUUCUCGUCAGCCUCUAUGGUACUCGCGUUAGCCCUUGUUGACAAAGAAGAGGAUAUGGAACAAAUCUAUGACCCGGAGACAGGACAUAUUCUCCCGUAUUUUCCAAUGCAUAAGGCGCAAGAAGUCAUGACUCGAGCGGAUUUCAUCCGAGAGCUUGACCGAUUAAAUAUAUUUACUAUAAACAGCGAAGCUCACGUACGUGCCAGCUCCGUGCCCAUGCAACGUGCAUUUAAGGAAAUAUGUAGCGAACCCGGGUUUCGACAGUUCCUCCAAGAUACUCUAGAUCGUAUCGCGGCUAUUGAGAGUUUAGGCCGUACAAGGGAAUUGGUUGCAAAAGACCUAGUCCUUGGCGGGAAGUACCGCAUUUCGAGCCCUAUCAGCCUAGAUGGCAGGGUCGAGGUUCGAUUAGAACAAGACAAGAAAGACUAAAGAUUGGGAAAAUUCCGAUGUGGUUAUUCAACUACCAUGGUAUGCAAUCGUCAGCUGCAGGGCCAGCUUUUCUUUUGUUGAUCAAAAUGGGCAUAGAUUUUGUAUCAGUACUGUACCAUAUUACGCACUAAUGUCUGUACAUAUUUCAUCUGUAUACCACGUUCUAUUUGCAAUUUGCAAUUUAGUUGGGGUCUAUAUCGAUGCUCAGCAUCUUACAGAGGCAGCCACGCGGUUCUAUCAUGCAUAAUUCGGAAUUAGAUAGAUAUUUUAUCUUUUAAUCUGAUUUUCGCACCUUUACCCUAA